Molecule: messenger RNA, 336 nt
Organism: Staurois parvus
Lineage: Eukaryota; Metazoa; Chordata; Amphibia; Anura; Ranidae
Source: the annotation of a GenBank genome assembly
CCCUAAAUGACCGCACAGAUGCAUAGUACAGCACCAAAGGGGACAGGUGCACUGAUCAUCAGUGUAGCCCCAUCAGUACCACCUGUCAGUGCCCAUCAACGCCACCUGUCAGUGCCCAUCAACGCCACCUGUCAGUGCCCAUCAACGCCACCUGUCAGUGCUCAUCUGAACUGCCUUAUAGUGCCACCUAUCAGUGCCAGUCAGUGCCACCUAACAGUACUAACUUUCAGUGCCCAUCAGUGAUGUCUGAAUGUCCACCAGUGAUGCCUGUCAAUGCCCAUCAGUGCCACCUACCAGUGCCUACUCAUCAGUGGCCAUCAAUGCCACCUGUCAGUG